This is a messenger RNA of Cheilinus undulatus (humphead wrasse), 4769 nucleotides long. Its product is annotated as monocarboxylate transporter 4-like. The transcript has 6 exons. The record is from RefSeq and is a predicted model, not a curated record. Gene Ontology annotation, molecular function: monocarboxylic acid transmembrane transporter activity. Gene Ontology annotation, biological process: transmembrane transport; monocarboxylic acid transport. Bases 97 to 1584 code for a protein of 495 amino acids. NCBI's taxonomy places the organism in Eukaryota, Metazoa, Chordata, Actinopteri, Labriformes, Labridae. Gene Ontology annotation, cellular component: membrane.
GGAAGCGCGCGUCCGCGUCUCUGAAGAAGCGCUUCAUCGGAGGGAGUCAUCAUCUAAGCAAUACCAUACAACCGCAGCACAGCAGCAGAGAGCAUCAUGGGAGGAGCAGUGGUGGACGACGCGCCUCCAGGUGUGAAGGCUCCAGACGGCGGCUGGGGUUGGGCAGUGUUAGUCGGCGGCUUUGUCAUCACCGGUUUCUCCUAUGCUUUCCCCAAGGCGGUCAGCGUCUUCUUCAAGGAACUGAUCCGAGAGUUUGAUGUUGGCUACAGCGACACGGCCUGGAUCUCCUCUAUAGUGCUUGCCAUGUUGUACGGCACAGGCCCUCUGUGCAGCGUGAUGGUGAACAGGUACGGCUGUCGGCCCGUGAUGAUGUUCGGCGGUUUCUGUGCCUCUCUGGGAAUGAUUCUGGCCUCCUUCGCCACCAGCAUCAUCCACAUCUACCUCUGCACUGGAGUUAUUACUGGUCUGGGUCUGGCAUUGAAUUUCCAGCCGUCUCUGAUCAUGCUGAAUCGAUACUUCAACGAGAAGCGUCCUCUGGCUAAUGGCCUGGCAGCGGCCGGCAGCCCCGUGGCGCUGUGCUGCCUGUCCCCUCUGGGCCAGUUUCUCCAGUAUCAGUACGGCUGGAGGGGGGGCUUCCUCAUACUGGGAGGGCUGCUGCUCAACUGCUGUGCAUGUGCUGCCCUCAUGCGGCCACUGGUGCCCCCUAAGAAGCCCCAGGAGCUAGAGCUGGGCGACCCCACAGCUGUAGAGAAGGAGAAGAAGCCCCCACCCAAGAAGAAGCUGUUGGACUUCAGCGUGUUUAAGGACAGAGGGUUCGUCAUCUACACCAUUGCAGCGUCCAUCAUGGUCCUUGGUCUGUUUGUGCCUCCGGUCUUUGUGGUCAACUAUGCUAAAGGGCUCAAAUAUGAGGACACCAAGUCUGCACUGCUGCUCACCAUCCUAGGAUUUGUUGAUAUGUUUUCUCGGCCCACCUGUGGACUCAUAGCCGGUCUGAAGUGGGUACGGCCCAGGUGUGUCUACUUCUUCAGCUUGGCCAUCAUCUUCAAUGGGGUCACUGACCUUGUAGGCUCACAGGCAACAGACUACGUUGGUCUGGUGGUCUUCUGUAUCUUCUUCGGUAUGUCGUACGGCAUGGUGGGAGCGCUGCAGUUCGAGGUCCUGAUGGCGAUUGUCGGGACAGAGAAGUUCUCCAGCGCCAUUGGGCUGGUGCUGCUGAUGGAGGCCAUCGCCGUUCUAGUGGGACCUCCUGGAGCAGGUCGCCUCUUGGACACCACCCAUCAGUACAUGCACGUCUUCCUGCUGGCGGGCUGCGAGGUCACUCUGUCGGCCUUCGUCAUUGCUUUAGGAAACUACUUCUGUAUCAAAAAGAAAGAUGAAGAACCCGAGGCGAAGCUGGAGAGGGCUGUGACGGAUGCAGAGAGAGAUGGACUGAACCCUGGAGGGGAGAAAGUGGAGGAUGAGGAGGCAGAAGAGGAGCAGAGAGGGAAGGAGAAUGGGAAUAUCAGCCCAGAGAGAGCGGAUGAAGACGUGGUGGUGGUGAAGGAGAACGGGGUGACGAGUGGAGAGGAGAACACAUCGAUGUGAAGAAUCAGAGCACGGAUGAUGAGGCUGUGCAUGAAUAGGACAUGAGUGAGAAAAGAGGAUGAUCUGUGGUGGAGGAUGGAGGAGGGUGAUGGUACUGUCUAAAUGCUGCAGUCAUUUUCCUAUAAAAUUUGCCGCACCAGUGGCAACAGAUACCAGCUUCCACUGGGUUUGACACCUGAUCUAAAAUGCUACCUAGAACAAAGAUAUAUAAGGUUGAGUUUGUGCACUUUUAACCAUCGUUUUCUCCAAGACUGAUAUUUUUCUUUAUUCAGGACCCAAGCUUUUAUUUUUCAUGAAAAACCAACGUACUUUCUACUUCUGUUUAUUUUGGAGCUUUUUUACCAAAUAAGCUGAAAUCAGCAGUCACCAUGAUGCUUUGAGGAGGGAGAUUGUUUAGAUAUAUAGUAUAUUCAGAAAAAAAGGGAAGGCAUGUAAGGGGUAUGGUUGUCACAAUGUUAAAAUUUAGAACUUCAUAUCUGGUGAAAGACAAACAAUAUAAAUGUGGGUGUCCAUACUAUAGCAUCAAAAAUGUAUAUCAAGGCGGAAUACACCCUGGAUGGACGCCAGUCAAUCACAGAGCUGAGAUAUAGAGACAGACAACCAGGCACGCUCACACCUACAUUCACAACUAUGACCAAUUUAGAGUCGCCAGUUAACCUAAUGAGCAUGUCUUUGUUAAUGGGAGUGAGAAGGAGAGAACCCACGGGGAGAACAUGCAAACUCUGCAUAGAAAGGCCCUGACCAGGAAGCAAACCAGCUUACUGUGAGGCAGCAGCGUUAACCUCUUCCUGCCAUGCAGCCCCUAAGCACAAACAGAACUACAGAAUUCAGAAGUCUGCCGUUGUUGUUGUAGUCAGCCUGCCCACACAAGGCUGGGACAGUAUAAACAGCCUCUGUUAUCAGAAGAAACUCCUUUGUUCUAGUUAACAUGACAAUGAAAAUGGCUCUCUGGAGCACAGUUUUUUAAAACUUUCCAUUUUAAAGUACCCAAAAUAUACCACUAGACCAGUGUCAAUUUUGUUGACUAAAACUAAGACUGAAAAUGUUCGUCAACAGCCUUUUUUCAUGAGAACGACUGGACUAAGACCAGCCAAAAAGAGAUCUUUGAUGAGUGAAACUGACAAAAAGUAAGUUUAGUUUUAGUCAACAUGACUAAAACGAGACUAAAAUGUAAUUUAGUUUCCAAAAUCCAUGAUAUUGCUCCACUGUGGGUGAAUCUGUCAAAGUACAAUGCAUCUGUAGCUAUUCUGCCUCUCAGCUGUAGAAAGCAGGGACCCCAGGUUUAGCAGGGUGCAUAGAACUCACAGCCAUGGUUUGGUACCAGAUUUAGGCAAGAAAAUAAAUGCUUGGACUAAAAGUAAGACUAAAAUGUGAGGACUUUUAUGGCCUAAAACUAGACUUAAAUGUUUUUCAGUUUUUGUUGACUAAAACUAGACUAACUUUAACCGUAUCAUCUAACGACUAAGACUGAGACAAAACAAAUAGCUGUCAAAAUUAACACUACUCUAGACCAGUGUUUCCCAGUCGCCCCCCCCCGCAUACUUAAAAAAGCAGCGCAGAGAAGAAAAAGUGACACACUGCCGUCAAAAAUCAACAUAGAUUUUAAUUGUUUCACAGAUAAAACCCUAAAAAGGCCUAUGCAUGCUUUUCUUAUCAAAAGACCUUUGUAUAAACUACUUAACUGCUUUAUCAUGGUUUUUUGUCAGUAUUUGCGAAUUUAAUUUGGGGGGCCUCAGAGCCCUCCUCCAGACAGAUUUUAGCAUUUUUUUUUUUUUUUUUAAUCUGAGAGGAUCAUUAUUUCCCCUGAGUGGGCGUGGCUUCUGCUCAUUCAACACACGCCCACACAUUCCUGGAGCAGGUUUUACUGCCUCAUUUUUCAUGAUUUUGAGCUUAAUUUGAUGAACUUAGAGAUGUUUUAUCUGACUGAACCUGGGGAUAAUAAUAACAAAGUGGCCUGUCAUACAACAAACCUAAAUACAGAUUUAUGAUCACUUUACAGAGUCUGUGAAUUCUAAGAGGAGUGUAUUUCCCUUGAGUGGGCGUGGCUUCAUCUCAUUUAACAGACACACCAACACCACUCAGGACCAGAUUUUACUCUCAUUUUCAUGAUUUUGAAACUUAAUUUUUAUGAAUUUCGAGAUGUUAUGAAAUUCAUGAUGAAAUUUUACUUGUUGGUUCAUAUCACAGUGGUCUGUCAUUUAACAAAUCCACAUUCGGAUUUAUUAUCUCCUCUACAGGGUCUUUAAGGAUCUAUUGUCACUUUUCAUGUGCUUAUUUCAAGAGCACUUUUCUUGUCUGCACUUUGUCUUUAUUUAUUGAGAAUAUUUAUUGAGAUUUAAUGAAACAAGCAGAUGAAAUCUGUAUUAAAAAAGGUGAUUUUAAAAAAAAUCAGUGGAUUUUUAGCAACUCCACCCUUGUCAUGUUGAACUAAAAGUUUUUGUCAUUGUUCUUUAUUGCCAUAACUCAAACAGGAGAAAAAGCUCACAAUUAUAAUUUUACUCAAAAUAUCACCUUUAUUCUAAAUGUUUAACCCCCGCUCUGAACACAUUGACCUUUUACAUUGUAAUACUUAAAAAGUCCUUAAAUCAUAACAAAAAUUCCACAUUUCUUCCACUGUGUCUGUCAGAACUUUUAACAGAUAAAUUAUUAUAUAUCUGAAAAUGGUGUAAUCAUUUUCAUACUUGAAUGCCUUGAUUAUGUUUGUAGUGUUUUUUUUGUCAUGAACACCAGCACAUUUCUGAUCUUCCUGUCAGGUUAAAUGGUCCUUCUCCUGUGUGCCGUUGUUGCUCACGUUGCAGCAAUUAAAAAUGUUUUGUUGCAGUUCGCUGUGCUACAAUUAUGUAACAUCAUCCAAUUGAAGUGAUUAAUUUGCCAGUAGGACACCGGAUUACCCGUUGUUAAUCCGGCUGCAGUGUAAACUGCUGAUGAAUGUACUGGACGUCCUGUUGUGUCUGUGCUGCUGUAAAGAUCUGCUUCAUGUUGUUGACAGGAAAUCUCGUUUGUUGGAAUGAUGCUGGGAUUUUCUGUAUGUACUCUAUGCCUUCUGUGUCUGAUCCUCAGACAGCAGAACAAAAAGCACUUGUUUGGGUGAAGAAAUGUAACUUAUUCUAUUUUUUUGAGUGAUAUUAAACAACACAGGCAUGUGAUGUCUGAUAUUUUGUCCCAAAUAAAUAUCUUCUGUUGAG